GUGUAAGGCGCAAGCAGAGAACAGUCAUUAGUUCCAUCAUAACAGGCACUGACUGAACUGCGAGACGGACAAAUUCUGUGUUUCGGCAGUCGCGGCUGCAGGCAGACCUGAUUUUUUAUGAAUGUUCCGAAUCAAAUGAGAAGAAUUUGCCGCUGUAUAAAGUGAACAGUUCUAAACAAGGCCUGGAGAGGUUGGAUAAAUCAAAAUUAUGGCGCCAACGAGGAACUUCAGAACUGUGAGUGUUUAUCCAACCCCACAGGAAGUGUUAAACACUAAUAUGACGGAUGAGGUCAAACCAAAUAUCAUCCAUGGACCUUACAAAAGCUUGGACCAUUAUCUAGAAAUCCAAUUCUGGCUCUUGAGAGAAGAUGCCGUAUUGCCGCUGAGAAAGGGGGUAGAAGAAAUCAUAAAAGCCAGGGAAAGCAAAAUUAAAUAUUAUUGGGGUUCAUCAUCGUGUUUAACAUUCUAUGGAAGGGUGAAGUUUUUGAGACCCACCAAUCGAGAAGAAAGCCAGAGCAAAAUUGCCACCCUGUGCUAUGUCCCUGAUGAAGGUGGCCUUCCAGACAACUUGGACCUCUCCAAAAGGUUCAUGUUUGGGUCCUUGCUCGGAUUCUCCUGCAACUCCUUUGAAACUCUGCUGUUUGCCACUGUCAGCAAUUGCAACUCCAAGUCUAAAAUGCAGGUCAAGUUCUGUGAAGAGUAUGGAGAAAAUCUCUAUGAAAAUGAUUACAUGAUGAUCGAGAGUGAAGCCUUUUUUGAGCCAUACUAUCAUGUGCUCAAAGCUUUGCAAAUCAUCACGGAUGAUUUUCCCUUUCAAGAUUAUUUCAUUGAUGUAGAACAGGAGGAUUUCUUGCCUCAGUAUUUGACGAAAAAUGGAAACCGAAAGCCUAUUACUGUGAAAGGAGUGCAAAAAAAUUACCAAUUUGACGUUUUGGACGACGGCGCCUGGCCUUCAGCAGAAGAGCUUGGCCUCAAUGAUUCCCAGCAUUUGGCUCUCAGAGAAGCCCUAACAAAUGAGCUGACUGUAAUCCAUGGUCCACCAGGAACAGGAAAAACAUUUCUUGCUCUGAAAAUUGUGGAAAUACUGACACAAAACAAGCUGGCCAUGAACAGGAAAACUCCGAUUUUGGUUAUUAGCAACACAAAUUGGGCCCUUGAUCAGCUUCUUGUAGGAGCACUUAAAAUCACUGACAAACUAGUGCGCGUUGGAGGUCAAUCAAAGCGUCAAGAGCUGGAGGAUUACAACAUUAAUAAAUUGAAAGGACCAAGGCACCAGCGCCUCGAAGAACUUGCUCAUCAGGACGUAAUUGGUCUCACAACUUGUGGUGCAGCCAAGAUGAGAUCGGAGCUGAAUGAGCUUGGUUGUGAAGUUGUGAUUGUUGAAGAAGCUGCUGAUGUUUUUGAAGCUCACGUGAUUGCAUGCUUGUCCAAUAAUUGUCAGCAUCUCAUUAUGAUUGGGGACCACAAGCAGCUCAAGCCACAUGUCAGUCAUUCAACUAUGAGCAGUUCAACAUUAAAUUUAGAUGUUUCUCUUUUUGAGAGAAUGGUGCUAAACAGGAAGAAACAGUAUUGCUUUCUUGAUGUGCAGUAUAGGUUGCCUCCUGAAAUGACAAAGCUGAUCUCACCUUUGUUUUAUGAAAACCUGAAAGAUGACAAAAGUGUCAUGCAAAAGCCUGAAAUAAAAGUCUUGACUAAAAGAGUGUCAUUUGUGACACACGAGUUUCCAGAACAAUAUAAAACUGAUAAGUACAAAAAUAUUCUGGGGAUUAAGAAUGACCAUGAGGUGGAAUAUGUGAUUGCACUAUGCAACUACUUGUUGAUGAAAAAUGAUUAUGAACCAAAGGAGAUUACGAUUUUAACACCUUACACAGAACAGGUGCAAGCAAUAAAAAAGGUUAUUAGAAAUAGCAGCAAAUAUGUGAAGGGAUUGGCGAGGGUCAAAGUUACGACAGUGGAUAACUUUCAAGGAGGCGAAUGUGGCAUUAUAAUAUUGUCAUUAGUGAGAAGCAACAUCAAAGAAGAAAUUGGCUUUUUGAACGAAGAGAGCAGAGUCAUUGCAGCGUUGACCAAAGCCAGGAAUGCUCUCAUCAUGAUUGGGAACAUGGACACCCUCACAUCUAGGAGCUUGUAUUGGAAAUGUAUCAAAAACUCUCUUUUAGAACAGAGUGCACUGGGCCAGUCACUGCUGCUAAGAUGUGUGGAGCACCCAGAUAAUCAGGUUGCACUGCAAAAUCCUGAAGAUUUUGAUUCAAUUUGUCCGGAAGGAGACUGCCACAGACUGUGCAUGAGACCCAUGGAAUGUGGCCACAUUUGCAAGGCCCUCUACCGUCCAAAUUGCGACCACUCCAGUUAUACCUGCCAAGAGCCUUGCUUCAAGCUGUGUGAUGCUGGCCUUCACAAGUCUAGUAUGGCAUGCUAUGAGUGUGUUUCAAACUGCCAGGAAUGUGAGAAACGCAAGGAUUUUAAUAGCCAAAAUCAGUUUUUUGCCCGUGAAAUGUGCAAGAUCAUUACACCCGUCACAAAGACUUUAGCUGACUGGAACGAUUCAGAUGAAUGGGGAAUUUUUGGAGAAAAGGAAAGAUAUAAAAGUCAGUGUGGUGGUCUGCAGAACUGCGGACACAUUUGCAAAGCCAUUCCUCACUCUGGCGAUGAAGACCAUAGUGCUUACUACUCUUGCCGCGAACCCUGUCGCAAGUUUUGCAAGUCGGGCCUGCAUGGAUGUAUUUUGAAAUGUUUUGAGUGGUGUGACUCCUACUGCGAAGAAAAGGUUGAAGUGACCUUCUCUUGUAGAAAACACAAAGGAACAAUUGCCUGUGGAAAAAGGAGUUCACUUGGAAACAUUGUUGCUUGCCCUGUUAUCGUCCAGAAGGUUUUCCCUGGAUGCUCCCACUCUGCUGAAGUGGCCUGUGAGCAGAAAGUUUGCCCAAAGCAAUGUGGUUGGCUGCUGCAGUGUGUUAACGAGUGCAUGAUGAAAUGCAACCUUCAACAAUCUUGAACAGAUUUGUUGGUAUUUCCUUUGUCACGAGAAGGUUCAAGCAAACUAAAGGGUCAUGUGACACCGUGUUGUCAAAUUAUGCUAUCAGGAUGCAACAAGUUAAUGAAAUGCAACGAUUGCAGCAAAAUUAAAGUAUUAUAUCUUGAGCUAUAUAUUUUCAAAUUAAGGAAGAUAUGUGUAGAACGUUGUUCCUUGCUAUUUUGAGUUAUUUUAGAUCUGUGCAUGAAUGAUCGAUGUGUGUUCUGCCCCAUAUGUUUGAAUAAAAUCUUAAUUUCAAUUAAU
Neocloeon triangulifer is the source of this 3277-nucleotide messenger RNA. Its product is annotated as NFX1-type zinc finger-containing protein 1-like. Gene Ontology annotation, cellular component: nuclear RNA-directed RNA polymerase complex. The transcript has 9 exons. Lineage: Eukaryota; Metazoa; Arthropoda; Insecta; Ephemeroptera; Baetidae. Gene Ontology annotation, biological process: regulatory ncRNA-mediated heterochromatin formation. The record is from RefSeq and is a predicted model, not a curated record. The coding region runs from base 209 to 2995 and encodes 928 amino acids. Gene Ontology annotation, molecular function: helicase activity.